Actinia tenebrosa (Australian red waratah sea anemone) is the source of this 1432-nucleotide messenger RNA. Its product is annotated as short coiled-coil protein B. Lineage: Eukaryota; Metazoa; Cnidaria; Anthozoa; Actiniaria; Actiniidae. Gene Ontology annotation, cellular component: trans-Golgi network. The record is from RefSeq and is a predicted model, not a curated record.
CGUGUACGCGGGCUCAAGUCUAUAUUUAAAGUCGAAUUUUCUGAUUUUGUGUCGGUUUUGUUGGCAUAUAAUCAAAUUCUAUACAUCGAAAAUGUCUGGUUCUGAGCAGGAUAAUAAGCCUGAUGGUAAAAUGGUCUCUAUACCUUUGUCAUCAGACGAUGAGCUUACAUAUGGAGGGAAUUACCGAGCUAAUCUUCAAGACAACAGGUCAGGUGAAAGCCUUGAUGAAGAUGAAGCUGAAGAAAAAAACAGAAUUAUCAAUGAAGUACUAGAAUUACAGAAUACUCUAGAUGAUUUGUCACAAAGAGUUGAUGCAGUAAAAGAUGAAAAUUUGAAGUUAAAAUCUGAAAACCAGGUUCUUGGCCAGUACAUUGAAAAUCUCAUGUCAGCAUCAAGUGUCUUUCAACCAACCAACACAGGUGGCAAAAAAAGGGAAAGCCCAAGCAAACCAACAUCAAAGAAAGGUGACAAAAGAUGAGAAAAUAUCAAUCAGAGUUAAUGAUAUCUAAUUAAAAUCACUGCAGUAAAUGUUUUAUUGGCAUGCUUCAAAAAAAAUUCUCAGUUUCAGUCAAGAGAUACUUUCGUGCAUGGCUGUAGUCUUAUCUUGGCUAAACUGCCCUCUUAUUUGUAAAUAGAUUAAAUAUUAAGUUAUGUUGGGAAGUUUUAUAGACUUCAUGUUGUUUUAUUUAAGGAUACAGCACCUUAAAAUAAUGCAAAAUACAACGUACAUGUGCAUUGCAGUUAUUUGUAAAAUUCAAAUUGAAAAUGUUAUACAAACACAAAAAUUAAAUUAUAUUAUGGAUGAUUUUAAAACAUUACAAUGCACAAUCCAAAAGCAAAAUUGACUGCUUUGAUGUCAACAUUUUAUUGCAUUUUAUGUACCAAAAACAUUUCUCUUCAGAAAAAAGUUGGUAGUGAGGGGGAGGGUGGGAAUGCAUUUCUCUGGCUUGCCAUCCUCACAUGGUAGUACUAAUAAUCUCAAUGAAAGGUUUUCAUACUUUGUAUUCUGAAGUAUGGCAGGAUAUUUUCAGGAACAAUUAACAGUUGGCAGUGGUGAAAUCGAAUAUAAAGCUAGUAGCCAUAGUAGAAAAUUGAUAGGCAAGGUGGUUCCCUCUAUCAUUUUUCAGCAUGUAUUUUUGAUUUGAGCCCACAUUUCAAGAUCCUCCCCCUUCCCAGCAGGGGUUGUUAUUGUUAUCCUCACUUAAGCACUGCACUUGUGUAUAUUCAAUUGUAAUGAAAAAAGUUGCAUUUUGGGAGAGUUUUUUGAUUGGUUACCCCCCCAGAAAGCAAAGCAUUAUGGGCUGUGGGAGAGUAGAGAAUGAUGACACUCCAGUUGUUCUCCGUCUGUAAAACCAACAGCCCAAACAAUCCACGAUCGACCUUACUUCGUUAUAUCACACUGACAGCAAAUUAAAUUUUUACCAUUCAUAAA